This is a messenger RNA of Diorhabda carinulata, 765 nucleotides long. RefSeq lists its product as uncharacterized. The transcript has 5 exons. The record is from RefSeq and is a predicted model, not a curated record. Lineage: Eukaryota; Metazoa; Arthropoda; Insecta; Coleoptera; Chrysomelidae. The coding region runs from base 80 to 715 and encodes 211 amino acids.
AACAUUAUUUGUAAUGAAACGAGAAUUUUCAACAAAUACAUCGAAAUAGUUCUAUUCGGUACAGGAAUAUAGUAACACCAUGUUUAAAAUACAUCUGAUACUUUUGUUUUUCAUUUUUUCUAAUGAUUUACUGAAAGUCAUUGGUAAAGAAAAACAACGUUUACACCAAAAAAAACACUUUAAAAAUCGUCAAAAAAUUAAAGAAAAAUGUUGGUCGGAAAGGUGCUACAUAUCUUGUCCGAUAAUGGACCCCACGAUGCCAGAAACCCCAAUUUCGUCUGAUUAUAUAAUGCCCGAGCUCAACGAUGACACUGACGAUUUUUAUGACGAGCAGUAUAGAAAUAUAAAACGUUCCAAAUUUGUAUUAACAAAUCGUCAAAAACACAAUUUACUUCGACAAGUUAGACUCGGUAAUGCAAACGGGAAAAAAGCGUAUAAGUUCAGACAGAAUCCACCUUCUGGUUGUUACGUCGUGUGUUAUGAUUACUAUCAAAUACCACCAUACGGUCUUCCACAGGGGAAUGUACCAUCGACUACGGUUUUAAAUAAUACGCUUGUUACACCACCUAAUACUGUAAAUAACGAAUUUGAUGAUGAUGAAGACGAUGUAGAUGAACCUUAUCGACCUGGUGAAGAUCAACCUAUCGAAGCGACGUUUUCUCCACCUGAAAAAAGAUCGCGUAAAUUGAUUGGGAAGAAAGUCCAAAAACAUUGAAAUUUUAUUAUCACAAGCUACAGAUAUGAAUAAAAUUAUAUUUUCAAUUG